GUUUACAUGCUGCAGUCCGCGUGGCGCUCCCUCACACAGUUGAGAGAGUGACGGGAGAGAAGGAGCGCUCGAGCUGCGAGGAGAGAGAGCGAGAGAGAGACAGAAAGUGAACGUGAGAGAGAGACGGAAUGGUGGAGUGGGCUGGAGCUGAGCUGUGGAGCACUGAGCAGGUUUCUCACUGGCUGAAGGAUCAGGGUUUUGGUCAGUAUGUGGAUCUGCUGUGUGUGAAACACCGGCUGGACGGAGCUGGACUGCUGAGUUUAACUGAGAAUGACCUGCGGUCACCUCCGCUACAGCUCCCCCUGCUUGGGGACAUGAAACGGCUCAUGCUUGCGCUGCGCAGACUGCAGAGACAACACGCCCCCAACGGCGUCUCUAAGUCACAUGGAUACGGAUCUGAUCGCUGGUUAUGUAAUGGUGAAGGCUGUAAUGGGGUUGCCACGGCAGCCGCGGUUGUCGAGGAGGAUCGCUGCCACGGUUACUCUAACGGGAAGUGUAAGCGGCGUGGCCGACUGGAGCCGGAGUGCUGGAAGACAGCGCUGAUUACGGUUUACGUGACACUAGUGUUCGGGAUCACGUCCUUCAUCAUGGUGCUGGUGCACGAGAAAGUACCGGACAUUCACACCUACCCACCACUGCCCGACAUAUUCCUUGACAGUGUACCCAGAAUUCCCUGGGCCUUUGCCAUGGCUGAGGGCUGUGCGGUGGUCCUGGGCUGCAUGCUGCUGCUUACACUGCUACUGCACAGACACAGGUCUAUUCUGUUCCGGCGGUUCUGCAGUUUGAUGGGGACGGUGUUCCUGCUGCGCUGUGUCACCAUGUUCGUCACCUCACUGUCUGUCCCAGGUCGUCACCUGCAGUGCUCAGGAAAGAUGUACGGUGAUCUGUGGGCAAAGCUCCAUCGAGCGUUACAGAUCUGGACAGGUUUGGGAAUGUCUCUGACUGGAGUGCACACGUGUGGAGAUUACAUGUUCAGUGGACACACGGUGGUUCUGACCAUGCUCAACUUCUUCAUCACUGAGUAUACACCCCGUAAGUGGCACCUGGUCCACACGCUGUCGUGGGUGCUGAACCUGUUUGGGAUCUUCUUCAUCCUGGCGGCUCAUGAACAUUACUCCCUCGAUGUCUUCAUUGCCUUCUACAUCACCACCCGGCUCUUCCUGUACUACCACACGCUGUCCAGCACUCACGCCGUCCAGCACAGCCGCCGCGCUCGCGUCUGGUUCCCGCUGUUCUCCUUCAGCGAGAGUAAUGUCAACGGACCCGUCCCAAACGAGUAUGCCUGGCCUUUCUCCAGACCCAGACUCCUCAGAGCACUCAUAGGAUAAACGCUGAUUAAACCCACUAAUCCUAUCGAGAAACUGUAGAACACAUUUCUGUCCAGCUUCACUAUAGCAGAUAUGAGCAAACGUUGGUGUCAAAGCUCAUAUAAUGUUUACAUUGUUUCGGAGCUGAUUAACUGUUUAAUUAAAUAAGUUACUGCAGUCAGUCUUACAGAUCAGUGCUCUGACAGAGGAGUCAGUUAUUUAUUAUCAUUAUUAAUAUUUAUUCCUCUGUCAGUGAUCAAGGCUUGUACUGAGUGGUUUACAGGUGAUGAUGAUGGUGAAGGUGUUUACAGGUGAGUCUUCAGCACAUGUUCAGGUUGACGUGAAGCUGUUUAACUCCUUCAUUCUGCCGAGUUUAGUACUAAUAUUAUUAUUAGUAUUACUAAUGUUUUAUUAUUAUUGUACAAUUUACGUGUGGAAUAUUAACGACACAAAGCUGCCUGAGAGAAUUACUGACCAUUAAUGUCUUAGAACAUCAAAAAGCACUUUAAUAACUGUCUGUAAUUGCUGCUUUCUUAAUAAUACAAUAAUGUAAUAGCUCUAAUCUAUUUUUGCACAGAUUUAACUUGUAAACUAACUUAUAAAAUAACUAUAUGUAUAUAUGUUUGGAAUACAACCUUUUUUCCUUUUUUUACCGAAUAUUGCCAAAUCAGCAUUUUUACUGGAACACCCUUUUUUGUUUGUUUGUUUGUUUUGUUUUUUUUUUGUUAGUUUUUUUGUUUUUCUCUUAAUAUCAGUGAAUACAGAUUUCUCUGGAAUAUCACUUUUUUCUUUUUUUUUCUCCUAAUAUCAUGGUGUAGGGGCGAUAAAUUGAUCUUGAGGCUGAUGGGGUUACAGAAUCUGCCAAACAGAACUCCGCUCUAAUGGAGUUAAUAUUCCAGCCUAAAUAAAACUAAUUUGAAUCUCAAUGAAGAGCAUUUUGCCAAAAACCCAUCAGUCUCUCCCCAACACAGAUUUAAGAUGAGCUUAAUGUAUUCUGGGUAAAUUUCUUUCCAAACUAUGACUUUAAUACAGAUUUACACUGAAAGAAAGAAAAGCAGUAGUUUGUAAAUGACGCUGAAUGAUGUGCUGGAUCAUGUGUUUGUGUUUUCAGUACUUACUGAUUAAUUUAUAUUAUACAGUCAGUUUAUAUUGAUCUGAUGCUGAUUUUUACAGUAAAUGCUGUUUUUCUGGAUCUAUAAUAAACAUUUAUAUUUACACUCAA
Colossoma macropomum (tambaqui) is the source of this 2529-nucleotide messenger RNA. RefSeq names its product sterile alpha motif domain containing 8 (gene samd8a). Gene Ontology annotation, biological process: ceramide biosynthetic process. Bases 129 to 1328 code for a protein of 399 amino acids. Gene Ontology annotation, molecular function: protein binding; sphingomyelin synthase activity; ceramide cholinephosphotransferase activity. Gene Ontology annotation, cellular component: endoplasmic reticulum membrane; Golgi membrane. The transcript has 6 exons. The record is from RefSeq and is a predicted model, not a curated record. NCBI's taxonomy places the organism in Eukaryota, Metazoa, Chordata, Actinopteri, Characiformes, Serrasalmidae.